This is a messenger RNA of Ochotona curzoniae (black-lipped pika), 2065 nucleotides long. RefSeq names its product acyl-coenzyme A thioesterase 1-like. The transcript is spliced from 3 exons. Gene Ontology annotation, biological process: fatty acid metabolic process; acyl-CoA metabolic process. Lineage: Eukaryota; Metazoa; Chordata; Mammalia; Lagomorpha; Ochotonidae. The record is from RefSeq and is a predicted model, not a curated record. Gene Ontology annotation, molecular function: fatty acyl-CoA hydrolase activity. The coding region runs from base 1 to 1245 and encodes 414 amino acids.
AUGGCGGCGACGGUGAGCGUGGAGCCCGCGGGCCCCUCCUGCUGGGACGAGCCGCUGCGCAUCGCCGUUCGCGGCCUGGCCCCCGAGCAGCCAGUCACGCUGCGCUCGGUCCUGCGCGACGAGAAGGGCGCGCUCUUCCGCGCCCACGCGCGCUACUGCGCCGAUGCCCGCGGCGAGCUGGACCUGGAACGCGCGCCCGCGCUGGGCGGCAGCUUCGCCGGGCUCGAGCCCAUGGGGCUGUUCUGGGCCAUGGAGCCCGAGAAGCGCUUUUGGCGGCUGAUCAAGCGGGACGUGCAGACGCCGUUCGUAGUGGAGCUGGAGGUGCUGGACGGCCACGACCCCGAGCCGGAGCGGGUGUUGACCCGCGCGGUGCUGGAGCGCCACUUCUUGCCGCCGGGGGUGCGGCGUGAGGCGGUGCGCGCGGGCCGGGUGCGGGCCACGCUCUUCCUGCCGCCAGGCCCCGGGCCCUUUCCUGGCAUUGUGGACAUUUUUGGCGUUGGAGGUGGCCUUCUGGAGUACCGGGCUAGCCUGCUGGCUGGGAAGGGCUUCGCUGUGCUGGCUCUGGCGUAUUACAACUACGAGGACCUCCCCAAGGGCCUGGAGACCCUCCACCUGGAGUACUUUGAAGAAGCUGUGAACUACCUGCUCAGUCACCCUGAGGUGAAAGGCCCAGGAAUUGGACUCCUGGGAAUUUCCAAAGGGGGUGAGCUCUGUCUCACCAUGGCCUCCUUCCUGAAGGGCAUCACGGCCGCCGUCAUAAUCAAUGGAUCCGUGGUCAUUAUUGGGGGAACUUCACACUACAAGGAUGUGACCCUGCCCCCCAUAGGUGCCAACAAGAGUCGAAUCAAGAUGACCAAAGAUGGCUUAGUGGACAUUGUGGAUGCCCUAGACAGCCCUUUGGAAGAGCCUGGCCUGAAGAGCUUGAUCCCUGUGGAAAAGGCUGAGUGCUCCCUCCUGUUCCUGGUGAGUGAGGAUGACCACAACUGGAAGAGCGAGUUCUAUGCCAAUGAGGCCUCCAAGCGCUUACAGGCCCACGGGAAGGAGAAGCCCCAGAUCAUCUGUUACCCUGGGGCAGGACACUAUCUGGAGCCCCCCUACUUCCCCUUGUGCCGGGCUUCCCACCACGUAUUGGUGGGUGGGCCUGUCUUCUGGGGAGGGGAGCCCAGGGCUCAUGCUGUGGCCCAGGUGGAUGCUUGGGAGCAACUGCAGGCUUUCUUUCACAAACACUUGGGUGGUAAGAGUUAGAGGUGCUACAUGGAGAUUUGAAACAAAUUAUAUAACCCAUCUUUUAUAGGUUUAGAAGAUGAAACUCUCCAGAAACUUCAGUUACAUUAGUUCACUUGACUGUAAUAUCAUAUGUCUUUCAGAUUUUUUUCAUCCUUUCUCUUUACAUUUUAGUGUUAAAAAUUGCUUCCAUAAAAAAGAAUGACAUGUUAGGAAUGACUAAACAGUUAUAAGUAAAUGUUUUUUCAGAUUUGAAGGUAAGGGAUAUACAGCAGUCACUCAAUAGGCUAAUCUUCCUAUAGCGCCAGCAUCCCAUGUGGGUGCCAGUUCUAGGCCCAGCUGCUCCACUUUCCAUCCAAUCCCCUGCUUAUGGCUUGGGAAAACAGUAGGGUAUGGCCCAACAUGUUGGCCCCUAUACCCAUGUUACCUGCUGGGAGCUCCUGGUUCCUAGCUUUGGAUUGGCUCAGCUCUGGCCACUGUGGCCAGUUGGGGCGUCAGCAGUUGGAACAUCUUUCUGUCUUACUCCUCUAAAUCUGCCUUUCAAAUAAAAAUACAUUUUUCUUUUUUAAUAAAGGUAGAGACAUUUAGGGACGAAUGUUUUCUUCUCAAUACUUGGAACACUGUUACUCCCAUCAUCUCCCUCCCUAAAAUUAACCUUUAUAAUGAUCCUGUUGUUAUGCUUAACAUAUAUGUAUGUAGCAAUAAAAAUACUACUGCUAUUUGUUGCAUAAAUAUUUUAACAAUAUUAAUUAGAUGAUGGGGGCAGAGAACUAUUGAAUCACACAUGAAGCUGCAGCAACACGUGAAACUUGGAAGGGUUUUAGUCCGGGGAGAACAGAGG